CGGCCAACAGCAACAACAACAGCCACAGCCUAGCCGGUGCGAGCUCCAUUUUCACGGCCUCCGGCAGCAGCAAUUCCGGCGCUCCCCCGCACACCUCCAGCAGCAGCACAUCGAGCAGCGUCAUGGCGGCAGCGGCAGCAGCCCAUUUGCAUCACAACUCCCAGGCAUCGCCCAUCAGCAAUCUGCAUCAGAAUAUGGGCAGCCUAAUGAACAGUGGCAGCAGUGCCAGCGACGUCUUCUUUAGUCUAAUGAUUCAGAAUACAACGAAGCGCCAAAAUGAGGAGCACAUAAAACGUCCAAUGAACGCGUUCAUGGUGUGGUCACGUCUUCAGCGACGCAAGAUCGCCCGGGAUAAUCCAAAAAUGCACAAUUCGGAGAUAUCGAAGAGGCUGGGUGCCGAAUGGAAACUAUUGACGGAGGAGGAGAAACGUCCUUUUAUCGAUGAGGCCAAGCGCCUGCGCGCCAUGCACAUGAAGGAGCAUCCCGAUUAUAAAUAUCGACCGCGCAGAAAACCAAAAGCACUACGUCGCGAUGGUUAUCCAUAUCCCAUGCCAUAUCCGUCGGUGCCCGUGGAGGCAUUGCGUGCAGGCAUAACGCCCGGUUACUUUGCGCCCGGACCCACAGCGGCUGCCUAUCAUCUGGGCAGCCAUCUCACACAGACAACGACGCCGACAACGCAGUCCUCACUAACUGGACAGAUGGACAAAUUUGCAUUGGAGCGCAGCUCUUAUCUGAGCAAUGCGGCAGCGGCAGGUACUCAGGCGAGUGCUGCUUACAGCGCCUACUUGGAUCCCAGUGUGCUAACCAAGGCGUAUUUUGAUUCGAAAAUGUACCAGGAUCGAGCCGCGAACUAUGCCUUCGACAUAUCCAAGAUCUAUGGGGCCCAGCAGCAUGUGGCGGCGCAUCAGCAGCAGCAACAGCACCUGCUCAAUGGCUUGGGCAUGGCCAGUGUGGCGAGCAGCAGCAGCGGUGGCAGCAACAACAACAGCACCGCCACCCAUGCCAGCAGCAGCCACAACAACAACAGCAGCAGUGGCCUGGAUGAGCGCGAUGCCACGCCACAAUUGGACAGCGUUGAGGCAAAGCCGCAUCUACACUCGCCGAGCGAUGCGCAGCUGGAAUAUGCUCAGUAUGCCCAACAAUAUGGCGGUCAGUUGGUGGGUGCCGCAGCAGCCGGUGGUGCUGCAAUUGGCAGUGCGGCUGGUGGUGGCGGUGGUGGUGGGGCUGGUGGUGCUGCCGGCGGCGCUGACUUCAGGCGACCGCUGACAGUCAUCUUCUGACCACCAUCCAAUGAGAGCGAGGAGUUGAACUUAUCUAUGACGCAUUAGCAUCCAAAACACGGCCUAGUUUAAAUCAAUAGAACUUAGCACAAAACGCGAGAUUAAUGUUAAUUGUAGCCAACGUACAGUUAAGUCGAUAACAAACGAUAACAAUAUAAUUACAGUUGUAAACUAAUUCGUAAGCUUUGUUAAAAGAACAGCUGGAAUGGAGCAGCUGCAGGCGACGAAGAAUAUGUGGAGCGGAACGGAGCGAAGUGGGUGGAAUGGAAUGGAAUGAAACAGAAAGAGGAGCUUUGGAAGUAAAAGACAACGAGUGGUGCAAUUUUGUAUGUUUUAAGCUGCUGCUACUUAGAUGGGGUGUUAAAGAAAUCACAUGAAGAUCUGAUCGAAGGGCGGCGAAGUGCAUAGCAUAAAUUUAAUGUAUUUAAUUCUACACACAAAGACAUCCAAACACACACACACACAC
Messenger RNA from Scaptodrosophila lebanonensis, 1746 nucleotides. It is a transcript of the gene Sox21b, whose product is annotated as transcription factor sox-2. Gene Ontology annotation, biological process: anatomical structure morphogenesis; cell differentiation; positive regulation of transcription by RNA polymerase II. Gene Ontology annotation, molecular function: RNA polymerase II cis-regulatory region sequence-specific DNA binding; DNA-binding transcription factor activity, RNA polymerase II-specific. The coding region runs from base 123 to 1280 and encodes 385 amino acids. NCBI's taxonomy places the organism in Eukaryota, Metazoa, Arthropoda, Insecta, Diptera, Drosophilidae. The transcript has 6 exons. The record is from RefSeq and is a predicted model, not a curated record.